Molecule: messenger RNA, 560 nt
Organism: Halteromyces radiatus
Lineage: Eukaryota; Fungi; Mucoromycota; Mucoromycetes; Mucorales; Cunninghamellaceae
Exons: 7
Source: RefSeq, a predicted model, not a curated record
CAUUAAUACUUCUUUCUCAAACAAAUCAUUAUGCAUACUACCUUGGAUAUUUAGUAAAUAAAUAAUAAAAAAAGUAGGAUCUAACUCAAAUUAAAAAAAAAAAAAGAAUACAUUACUAGAAACGACUACAUGAAUGCUCAUUCACUAUGGUUUCAAUGUCAUCCACUUAAUGAAAAACAUACUCGACAAUUAGAUUUAUUACAAAGUCUCUACGUUAUAGAUAUACGAGGUUCAGAUCCGGUAGAUGGUGACAAAGUCGUACAAUCUUCCAAAAAUGAAAAAGCUAUAAAAAUCGCAAAGUGGGGAAGUGAAAGUGGUGCAAAGAAAAAGCCUGUCUUCUUACUCCUAUACACAAGUACCCAUUGGAUGGAUGCGCAACCAGAGGAGGUCGAUAGAUUACAACAAAUACAGCUUGAUGAAAAAAGAUUGGAUCAAUUGGACAUGCGCUUGAAUCAGCUGGAUAGAUAUGCGAUAGGACAACAGAAUGGAGGGCUUGUAUCAGUACAUUAUUUAUUUAUAUUCUUCCUCAAUAAACUCAUCUUUUUUUUUUCUCUUUGCCA